GCCACGGCCACAGUUUGGCCCGGUGCGUUGCCUCGCGAACCGCCACGCCACUUUUGCUCCUCACUCAUCGUCCACACGCACGCAACAAUGAGGGAAUGCAUCUCCGUCCACAUCGGCCAAGCCGGCGUCCAAAUCGGCAAUGCUUGCUGGGAGCUCUACUGCCUCGAGCAUGGCAUCCAACCUGAUGGGCAGAUGCCAUCAGAUAAGACCUUGGGCGGCGGAGACGAUUCGUUUAAUACCUUCUUCAGUGAGACUGGUGCUGGCAAGCAUGUUCCCAGAGCAGUGUUUGUGGAUUUGGAGCCAACUGUUGUCGAUGAGGUCCGCACGGGUACAUACCGUCAGCUGUUUCAUCCAGAACAGCUUAUCACUGGCAAGGAAGACGCGGCGAACAACUACGCUCGCGGUCACUACACCAUCGGCAAAGAGAUCGUAGAUGUUGUGCUUGACAGACUCAGAAAGCUUGCUGAUCAAUGUACUGGCCUUCAGGGGUUCCUGGUAUUUCACUCGUUCGGCGGAGGCACCGGCUCCGGUUUCACUUCCCUGCUGAUGGAACGCCUCUCUGUCGACUACGGCAAGAAGUCUAAGCUCGAGUUCUCCAUUUAUCCUGCACCUCAGGUAUCCACUGCCGUCGUCGAGCCCUACAAUUCCAUCCUGACAACGCACACAACACUGGAACACUCGGACUGUGCAUUUAUGGUCGACAAUGAGGCCAUUUACGAUAUCUGCAGACGCAAUUUGGAUAUCGAUCGUCCUACGUACACAAACUUGAACAGACUUAUUGGACAGAUCGUCUCAUCAAUCACGGCGUCUUUACGCUUUGACGGAGCCCUAAACGUUGACCUGACUGAGUUCCAGACUAACCUUGUGCCUUACCCUCGCAUUCACUUCCCUCUGGCCACAUAUGCUCCCGUCAUUUCUGCCGAGAAAGCCUAUCAUGAACAACUGACUGUUGCUGAAAUCACCAACGCUUGUUUCGAGCCAGCGAAUCAGAUGGUGAAAUGUGAUCCCCGUCACGGCAAAUACAUGGCUUGUUGCAUGUUAUACAGAGGUGACGUUGUCCCUAAGGACGUAAACGCAGCCAUUGCUACAAUCAAGACUAAGAGAACCAUACAAUUUGUGGACUGGUGCCCGACUGGUUUCAAGGUAGGCAUUAACUACCAGCCUCCCACGGUGGUCCCCGGCGGAGACUUGGCCAAGGUUCAGCGUGCUGUUUGCAUGUUGUCCAACACCACUGCCAUCGCCGAGGCUUGGGCUAGACUGGACCACAAGUUCGACUUGAUGUACGCCAAACGUGCGUUCGUCCACUGGUACGUCGGCGAGGGUAUGGAAGAAGGCGAGUUCUCCGAGGCUCGCGAGGACUUAGCUGCCCUCGAGAAGGACUACGAGGAAGUCGGAGUGGACUCCACUGAAGGAGAACUUGACGAAGAGAACGAGUAUUAAAAUGUCGAUUAAUCAAUUUCGACAACAGACAAACGUACAUAUUUACGAAUCUGAUUCAGAUGAGUAUCAGACCUAUCAAAUCUUAACGAGUGGGUACGUAGGUUCUUUACAGUGAAUGUAUCUCGGCAUAAUACGGUAACCCUAUACAAUUAAACUUAAAAAAUGUUAAACAUGAAACUUUUGUUUUAUAAACAUAAAAAACACACGACGAAGAAGUUUUUAAAUCGACAUUUUAAUAAUUAUAUUAACAGUCGUUUAAGUGUGCUUGGAAAAUAAUAAAAAAGCUAACAGUACAAACUUUUUAAAAUUAACUUUC
Molecule: messenger RNA, 1756 nt
Organism: Hyposmocoma kahamanoa
Lineage: Eukaryota; Metazoa; Arthropoda; Insecta; Lepidoptera; Cosmopterigidae
Gene: Tua2
Product: tubulin alpha-1A chain-like
Exons: 10
Coding region: 88-1440 (450 amino acids)
Biological process (GO): microtubule cytoskeleton organization; mitotic cell cycle
Cellular component (GO): microtubule; cytoplasm
Molecular function (GO): GTP binding; structural constituent of cytoskeleton
Source: RefSeq, a predicted model, not a curated record